Messenger RNA from Raphanus sativus (radish), 2188 nucleotides. RefSeq names its product RNA polymerase I termination factor. Bases 110 to 2074 code for a protein of 654 amino acids. The transcript has a single exon. NCBI's taxonomy places the organism in Eukaryota, Viridiplantae, Streptophyta, Magnoliopsida, Brassicales, Brassicaceae. The record is from RefSeq and is a predicted model, not a curated record.
AAAACAAACCCUUUUGUCUUCUCGCCGCCACAAAAACCUGGAAACAUCUCUCUCUCGCGUUUGCUUUUCUGAAUCCCUAAAUCGGAUUCGAAGGUCAGGGCGAAUAGUAAUGGUUAUGUCGGCGAAUUUCUUCAAGUUAGAUUCGCUGGAGUCUGACACGGAUGAAGAGAGGACGACGACGACGGCGAGUAAGGUCGCGGUUCCAUCUCAAGGAACCCCCGCAGAGCGCAGCUCUGUGAAGAAGAAGACGAAGAAGAAGAAACCAAGUGUUGAAAAACCUGAUUCUGAAGGUGGAAAGAAAUCGAAGACGAAGGUAUCUGGUGGUGAUGAGUUAGGAGGAGACACUGAGAGCAGCCAAGGCCAUGAGAAAGCAGUCGCCAACACUGAUGCUGAUGAUGAUGGUAAGAGAAAGAGAAAGCGUGUUGAUGAUACUGAUCUGGGAGAUACAUCACCCAAUCCUAAGACUACUAAGAAGAAGAAGAAGCAAACAGUUGCUGAUUCUGAAAACACCUCCAGCUCCAAGAAGAAAAGUAAGGACAAGAUUCAAAGAGAUGUUCCAGAGGAGGCUCAAGUUAAUCAGUUACAAACUGAGGAUCCAGAGAAGUCUCCAAAGAAGAAGAAGAAGCAAACUGAAGAUCCAGAGGUUGAAGAAGACAACAAGGACUCUGCUGAAGAUGCUGAGAAGAAACAAAGUGAGGAUUCAGAGGCUGACGACUUGAACAAGUCUUCCAAGAAGAAAAGGAAGAAGAAGCUAAUUGAUGCUCCAGAGGUUGGAGAAGAUGAUGCAGAAAAGACACAAAGUGAGGAUUCAGAGGCUAACUUGAACAAGUCUACCAAAGUUCCAAAGAAGAAAAAGAAGAAGAAGAAGCUAAGUGAAGCUCCAGAGGUUGAAGACUCUUCGGGAGAUGCAGAGAAGGAGAAUUCAGAGGCUGAAGGAAACUACUUGAACUCUCCGGAAAUUGCAAAGAAGAAAAGUAAGAAGAAGAAGAAGAAGCAAAGUGAAGAUCCAGAGGCUGAAGAAAACAACAACAACAAUGGAAAGGAUAAAAAGAAGAAGAAGAAGAAGAAGCAGAAGGGUAGUAAGAGUGAUGAAGUUGUGACCACCCCAUCACCCAAAAGCGCUAAAAAGGUCAACUUUUCCGACCAAGUUGAAGUUUUUCCUGCUGACUCUGAAGAAAGCGAUGAAGAAGAAGGGGAAGAAAAAGUUGACCUGGUGAGGGGUAAGCGGUUUACAAAGGAAGAAGACGAGCUGAUCAAGAAAUCUGUAUUGGAAUACGUUGAGAACCAUGCUUUAGGAGACGAAGGGAUUAACAUGGUCAUGAACUGCAAGGCACACAAACAAAUCAAAGGCUGUUGGAAAGAGAUAGCUACUGCUUUACCCUGGAGGCCAUACCUUGGUGUCUACUAUCGUGCGCAUACUUUGUUUGAAGAAGGAUCCAAAGGGGUAUGGACUAAAGAGGAUUUGGAGCUCGUUGUGCAGCAUCAGAAGAAACGCGGCAACGAUUGGAGGACUCUCGCGGAUGCCAUGGGUAAACACAGGAACCAUGUUAAAGACGCUUGGAGGAGGAUUAGAUUGGCGUCCAAGAAGAAAGGACAUUGGUCUAUGGAGGAGUACCAAAGCCUCUUUGAUCUUGUCAACAGAGACCUUAGGAUAAAAGCGUUCAAAGAGAAGCACUCUAAACAUGGGAUGCUCAGGGAUAACAUCCCUUGGAUGGCUAUAAGCGACCAGCUCGGAACAAGGGACCAUGCCGUCUGCUGCCUGAAAUGGUAUGAUCAGUUGACAUCACCGAUGGUGGCCGAUGGGAUGUGGGCUAACGUGGAUGACUAUAGGCUCUUGGACGAGCUUACGAAUCUGGAUGCUGCUUGUGUCGACGACGUGGAUUGGGAUAAUCUUUUGGAUAAUAGAGAUGGAGAUGCUUGUAGAAGUCGGUGGAAUCAGAUGGUGAAUCAUAUCGGAUUGCCUGGAAGCAAAACGUUUGCAGAACAAGUCGAGGUUUUGUCUCAGAGGUAUUGCCCUGACAUAGCUGAAGACAGAGAAGACUUUGACAACAGACCUUUUGAUCCUGAAGAUUAAUCAAGUCUAGUAAGAGUUUAUUUGUUCCUUUUUAUGUUCUACUUUAAUGUAAGUUGUGUUUGUGAGCUUGAAAAACUAUGUUAAGGUUUUUGAUCGGGAUUCUCUUUGCUUCUC